Molecule: messenger RNA, 558 nt
Organism: Trypanosoma grayi
Lineage: Eukaryota; Euglenozoa; Kinetoplastea; Trypanosomatida; Trypanosomatidae
Exons: 1
Coding region: 1-558 (185 amino acids)
Source: RefSeq, a predicted model, not a curated record
AUGACGACGCCACUUGCGAAUACUGGCGACAGGCAAUGGAAGGUGCAUUACCCGAGUGGAAUUGGCAUGUCAAACAGCUGCAAGAGGCAUGGGAAACACAGCCUACAUAACCAUAAAGGAGAAGGAAUCACAGAGACACAAAUGUCUCCCACGAGCCCACACAAACGUCUGGAGUUAUUCUGGCUCCCUGUCUCAAAGCUGUCACACUCCAGUUUAGUACAGCGAGGUGGCGAUGAACCAGAGCAUGGAUGUUGCCAUGUUGAUGAAUCUUUUUCGGGGCCUGCUGAAUGGUUGGAAGGCAUUGCAGCGGAAAUACAGUGCCAUCCUCGCAUUCAUCAACAAAACAAAAAGAGAUGGUUGGUACACACCUCCCUCAAGAGAUUGAAUCACAUUCCAAGCGGAGGAGUCAUAACAAGGCAGAGUGGCGCUAGUCGAACUUCAGGCACCUCACAACACAUAGCAUUGGGUGACCCGCGUUGCACAGUCCGUAGUAGUAAGAAGGCCGCAGAGCUCCUUCUCCUGCCUACUCGAAUAGAAGACAACACCAAAAAAGCGUGA